Messenger RNA from Prunus armeniaca (apricot), 1269 nucleotides. Lineage: Eukaryota; Viridiplantae; Streptophyta; Magnoliopsida; Rosales; Rosaceae. The record is from the annotation of a GenBank genome assembly.
AUGGUGUGCCAAGGAGCAAGCCAAACAAGAUUUCGGGCAUUGAAACAUGAAAAUGGGAUCGCAGGAAGACCAACAAUAAUAGUUAGAGUGAUUGCAUGCUUUCAACCUUUACAGGAUUGCCAGGCAAACAACUCUUGGCUUUUCCCAGAGCAGAAUUCUGCUUGGCAACUGCCUAAUUUGAAUCAUAUGAGCAUGUUGCUUGAGCCCAGGCAACAGGAAUGUUUACCAUCAUCUACAAAUCAGGGCAUUUGCCCAUGUUCUGGACAUAUGGCAUUGCCAGGGUCCACAGUUUCUGGUGUUCAGGGUGUUAUGGCGAAACAAACAAAUGAAGGUCAUGGGGUGCUUCAACAUUUACCUCCUUAUUUUCAGACCUUAUUUCCUCCACCAAAUUCUUAUCUUAACGAAAAGCAGUCAGCAUUUUCUUAUGGAUUUGGUGGUCGCAUGGCUGUGCCAAAUGCAAAUCCAGGGUCUUCCCAGAAGGGAUUCUUCAUUUUUGAUCAGUCUGGGAAUGAAACAAAGCUAAUUUAUAAUUCUGAUUGCCCUCCUAGCCAGGAUCCACCCUUCGCCAGUAAAAAGUUCGUUUAUGGUUAUGGUUCACAUGAAGCAGGACUAACAACCAGCAUGGACCAAAUUGGUCCAACCGAGUACCUCUUGCAUGAAGAGAUCGGUGAGAAUCACAUAAUUGAAGAGAGUGAGAUGCAUGAAGACACAGAAGAAAUCAAUGCAUUGCUUUAUUCUGAUGAUUAUGAUGAUGAAGAUAAUAAUGAUGAUGACGGAGACGAUAAUGACAGUGAUUGUGGUGAGGAUGAUGAAGUAAAAAGCACGGGUCAGUCUCCAAUAGAUCUUCAAGUGAGUUAUGGAAAGGAAGAACAUGUGGAGGAAUUAACAGAGAAGGUCAUCUGUUCUGAUGCUUCAAACAAAAGGCAUAAAUUGCUCAAUGGUGGUUACAGGCAAUUAUCACCAAUGGAGACUGUUAUUAAUUCGAUACAGCCGUAUGGAUCUUACAGGCACGGGAACAAUAUGGAAUCGAGCUACGGACUUGGCCAGAUCCAAGGAGAGGAAAUACUUUCUACUGUGGGUAAGAUGAAGUCCAAAAAAGACUCAAUUCGUGAGACAAUUAGAGUUCUUGAGAGUGUGAUUCCUGGUGCUAAGGGCAAGGACCCAGUGUUCAUCAUAGACAAAGCUAUAGAAUACUUGAAGUCUAUGAAGCUUGCAGCCGAAACUCUGGGAGUGAGUUUCCAUGAAGAAGCUGCGUUCCGUCCAUGCUAA